GCAGAUUUUUUGAAAGGAUUACCAGUCUACAACAAAAGCAACUUCAGCAGAUUCCAUGCGGAUUCUGUAUGUAAAGCCUCAAAUAGAAGACCAUCGGUAUAUCUUCCCACGAGAGAAUAUCCGUCUGAACAAAUCAUAGUAACAGAAAAGACAAAUAUACUUUUGCGUUAUUUACAUCAGCAGUGGGACAAAAAGAAUGCGGCAAAGAAGAGAGAUCAAGAGCAAGUGGAAAUAGAAGGUGAGAAUUCGGCGCCACCACGGAAAAUCGCUCGGACAGACAGCCAGGAUAUGAACGAGGACACUUAAACUCUUGGCUUUCUCCUCUACUACUUCGCAGGCGCUUCCUGUUUUGUCUCAAAGUGUGUAAAUUUUGCCCCUUGCCCCCAUCUCUCACCCCUCCACUACGCAGCCCAAACCACUUCUGACUUCAUAGGAGCCAAUGUAUUUAUUUUUUUUUUUUUUCCUCUCCAUUUUUUAUUUAUGCCGUAAAACUUACGGAGCAGUGGUGGAACAAUUCAGUAGAUGAUGUAGUAUAACCUUAGUUCCUCCUUUCUAAAAAUAUACACUGUCACUUUCACAGGUUUUGUUGGAUCUGUUACCUAACCAACCAGGUCUAGCUAUGGGAGCCUGGGUAGGAGACGUGGGUUAUUACAGAACCCUGCAGUGAUGUAGGCUUUCCAAUCCAUCUACCCGUUGACGUAUUACGAGUGGUUAACUCUUCUUUGGAUGUGCCCAGUCCAGCCAUAAGUGUGGGGCCUCACUAUUUUCCUCAAAUAUUCUGAAACUGGCACUGCACUAAAAAAAAAAAAAC
Messenger RNA from Cariama cristata (Red-legged seriema), 811 nucleotides. It is a transcript of the gene DDA1, whose product is annotated as DET1 and DDB1 associated 1. The annotation marks the transcript as partial. Gene Ontology annotation, cellular component: Cul4-RING E3 ubiquitin ligase complex. The transcript has 4 exons. Gene Ontology annotation, biological process: positive regulation of proteasomal ubiquitin-dependent protein catabolic process. The record is from RefSeq and is a predicted model, not a curated record. NCBI's taxonomy places the organism in Eukaryota, Metazoa, Chordata, Aves, Cariamiformes, Cariamidae.